This is a messenger RNA of Myzus persicae (green peach aphid), 3236 nucleotides long. RefSeq names its product serine/threonine-protein kinase/endoribonuclease IRE2 (gene Ire1). Gene Ontology annotation, molecular function: ATP binding; RNA endonuclease activity; protein serine/threonine kinase activity. NCBI's taxonomy places the organism in Eukaryota, Metazoa, Arthropoda, Insecta, Hemiptera, Aphididae. The coding region runs from base 260 to 3115 and encodes 951 amino acids. Gene Ontology annotation, biological process: protein phosphorylation; mRNA processing; IRE1-mediated unfolded protein response. The record is from RefSeq and is a predicted model, not a curated record. Gene Ontology annotation, cellular component: IRE1-TRAF2-ASK1 complex. The transcript is spliced from 18 exons.
UCUCUUAUCUACCCAAUUCUCAAUAUUAUUAUUAGUCGAAAGUUUUGCGCUGAAAUUCUGUUUAGUGUUCCAUCGUCGUCUCGUUUAUCCGUAAAAUGUCACUGUUAUCGUAUCGUUUCAGACACUAAACACCGCCAAUAUUGUGAACCUUUUUCGAAAAUGAAGCCGACCGAACGUCGGGUCGUACGUUAACUGUGAUGUGCUUCCGACUCGCGGUCGAUGUGGCUGUGAACUGCAAAACACGACUUUCGACGACAAAAUGGCAUUGGCCAUCCGAGCGGCGCUAUUGGCGAUUCCGCUUUUAAUCGGAUUCCUGUACGUGGAUUCCCAGGACCUAAAUCACCCUAAGGAUGACAAGAGUUUGGCCAAAGUUAAUGUCUUGCAGUAUGAAGGAAUCAUAUUUUUGUCCACUCUCGAUGGCUCAUUCAUCGCGGUCGACCAAAGGUCUGGCAAGACUUUGUGGAAAUUUCGCGAUGAUCCGCCUGUAAAAGUUCCAUCCAAUAUAAAAGAUGCCCUCACGCCAUUGUUCUUGCCAGAUCCUAGAGAUGGUUCUCUAUAUUUACUACAUAAUAAGGAUAAAGUAGGAAUCAAAAAGUUGGAUGUUACUAUCCCUCAGUUAGUUGCUAACUCACCAUGUAGAAGUUCAGAUGGAAUAUUAUUUUCUGGCAAAAAAAUUGAUAGUUGGUACUUUAUUGAUUGGAAUACUGGUGAAAAACAUGCAUUUAUGAAUUUUGAAAAACAAGGUGAAAUAUGCACAGCGAUUGCUUCAAAAUCUAUACUAUUGAGUAAAUCUGAAUAUAGCGUAAUGAUGGUUGACAGUUUAAGUAGUGACCAACGGCAAUGGAAUGUUACAUUUUUCAGUUACAACUCUAAAACUAUGACCGAUGAACAGAAUUAUAAUCAUGGUAUGACAUAUUUUGCUGCUAGUUCAUCUGGUAAUUUUGCAGUUUUUCUUAAUCCAAAAGAUAAGUUAGAAAAAUCUUCUCCUAUUAACUAUCAUAAUUUACUCUGGGAAAGAGAAUUUGAUUCGCCUGUUAUUGGAGUUUAUCAGCAUGAUGGAGAAAGUCUUCUAUCGUUGCCAUUAACAAAUAUAGCUAAAGACUCCAUAAAGCAUUUGAUUUCAAACAUAGCAUUAUCAUCAAAGGAUCCAAAUUCAGUUAGUUAUUUCCAUACACUUUACAUUGGUCAUCACAUUAAUACUGGAUUAUAUGCUUUACCAGCCAUUGCAGACACUGGUGAAGUUAAUCCAUUAGUAGAUAGAGGAUUAAUUGUUCUUUUGGAUAAAACUUCUUUUUCGGUAUUGCCAUAUUAUAGUGGUAAUGAGUAUAACGUAGAACCUAAAAAUGUUGAAAACCACACAAUCUUAUUGGGGCACUACCAGCUGAAUCAAGAAUUAAAUACAGGUAUACCGAGAAUAACAGGUAACACCGAUUCAAUAAUUUACUAUCACAAUAUGAGUGGAUAUAACUACAGUAGUAAACAAACAAGCACAAUAUCUACUCAGACUCCUCAAUCUUUGGACUCGUGGCUUAUUGUUCAAAUGCUUGGAGACAAUGCUGGAAUUAAGUUAUUUAUGGUUGGAAUAACACUGUUGAUGAGUUUAAUGUUCUGGUAUUUACGGAAAGAAAUGAAAGGUUUGAAGAAUAAAUCGAAUAACAGUCAUAACAGUUCUCAGGGAAGUUCAAGAGGUUCUAAUCAUUCCAAUAGUAGUUCAUCUCAAAUAGUUGAAGAAUUACCUGAUGGUAGUUUUUGUAUUGGAAAAAUUAUGUUCCGUACAGAUGAAAUUUUAGGAAAAGGAUGUGAAGGAACAUCAGUAUUUAAAGGGGAGUUUGAAUGUAGGCCUGUAGCUGUUAAACGGUUGUUGCCAGAGUGCUUCAUUGCUGGAGAAAGAGAAGUACAUAUUCUCCGAGAAUCUGAUUACCAUCCUAAUGUUGUUCGUUAUUAUUGUACGGAACAAGAUAAACAAUUUCGGUAUAUUGCACUUGAAUUAUGUGCUGCAACUUUACAAGACUAUGUAGAAAAAAAGGAAUUAAGAAAUGAAAUUAGUCCAAAAGAAAUUCUAUCUCAGUCAAUUAAAGGUCUGCAGCACCUUCAUUCACUUGGAAUAGUUCACAGGGACAUAAAACCACACAAUGUAUUGUUGUCAAUACCAAUGCGUGGAAAUGGUAGUUUUAGUAGUGUACGGGCAUUGAUAAGCGAUUUUGGGUUAUGCAAAAAAUUACAGGGUGGAAAAAUGUCUUUUUCUAAACGUUCAGGCGUCACCGGAACUGAUGGCUGGAUAGCACCUGAAAUGUUUGUUACCAAUGCAUCUGUGACUAAAUCUAUUGACAUUUUUUCAAUGGGCUGUCUGUUUUACUACGUCCUCAGUCAAGGAAAACAUCCAUUUGGUGAUUCAUUGUGGCGUCAAGCUAGAAUAUUGGAUAAACGUCAAUCUCCUUGUCUCAAUGCAUUAAAUGAAAGUGAAAUUUGGAAACGUUUAAUAUCUCUGAUGAUAAGUCGAAACCCAGAAGAUAGGCCCACUGCCACAGCUGUCCGUUAUUAUCCAGCAUUCUGGGACAGCUCUACACUGCUAUCCUUUCUUCAGGAUGUUAGUGACCGUGUGGAAAAGGAACAUCCAAUGAGCCCUGUGAUGCUAGAACUUGAGAAAGGCGGUGAUGGAGUUAUCGGGCAAGAUGGGUGGCAUGAUAAAAUUGAUGAAGAAAUAACUUCAGAAUUAAGGAAAUACCGCACGUAUAGAACUGGGAGCAUUAGAGAUUUGUUAAGAGCGUUCCGAAAUAAAAAACAUCAUUUUCGAGAACUAUCUCUGGAUACACAGAAGUUAUUUGGUGAUAUUCCUGAUACAUUUUUAGAAUAUUGGACUAACAAAUUCCCACUGUUGGUGUAUCAUACCUGGACAGCUAUGCAAUGUUUAUCAAAUGAAAUCACAUUUGUUAAAUACUAUACUAGUUGUUACAAAUUUCCACGCACAGAAUUUUCUGAUUUGCCUAUCUGGCUAUAUGAAAAUGAUCAGCCCAUCGCAUUUAGCAGCUUACAAAAAGCUCCUAGACGUCCAAAUACGGGUACGAGUUGGCGACACAAAAAACGUGGAAAAACUGUUGAAUCUUCUGAACAAUAAUUUUUCAAUGUUUACAAAAAGGUGUUCAGCACUUAAUCUUGCUCCUGUUCUUAUUGACACUGGUGUCAACGAGAAACUACCACCAUCUCGUCUGGAAAUAUGAAAACCAUCGUUGUUCAUA